AUGGAGUCCUAUGGCUUGCCCAUGGGCGGCUUUCAGCUGCCCUUCCAGCGCCGCCUCAGCAGGCUCUACAAUGACACGAAGAAAUCGUCCGACUUUGUGAAGGACACGGUGCAAAAUGAAGAGGAUCCCGAGAUCAAAGCCAUGCACCGCAAGCUGCGCAUCCAAAAAGACCGCCUCGUCACAUGGGGUCUCGAGUGGUCCGACCCCAGCCAGUCGGCCGAGGUGCUUAUUGAUUCUUCUCUGUCCAAAGCCGGCCUGAGUGAAGUCGUCGGCAGCAUCAUGUCCACGAUCAAAGACAUACUCGCCGAGGCCGAGCCCUUGUGGUUGAGCUCCAAGCGGUUUGUCGGCGAGACAGAUGCUCCGAAAUCUGCUGGCGAUAAGAAGAUGCCCAUCGUGACCUGGGACAAGGGCCGCUUUGAAGACUUGGUUAGGGACCUGACGACCUCGAUUGACACUCUGUAUGACUUGUCCAGGACGCGUUCCUCGGCAACAUCACAAGCAGCUCGGUCCAAGCUUUACAAAUCCGGCUCAUCGAUGGAAGACCUGCGGCCUUUUGAGUCGUCGAGGAUGCAAACACCCCAGCACAUCGAUCCGCAGACACUGACCCACCUUCAGUCCAUGCAGGCCGAGCCCAUGACCGAAUCCGCAUCGACUCACAAGCUUCGCGACAUUGUCUUCAUGAGCAAGCAAGCGUAUUCCGGUCUCACACCCACCGGCACAACCCGACAGCCGUACUCGCCACUGCUCCUGGAAUACGCUCCCUUCGACCCGAUCUACUCUACUACCGGUAUCAUGCCGUCCAUGACAAGGUUCGAGAAACUUUCGGCAGGUCUUCAGACGGAACCGCAACGAUCGCCGGGCUCAUGGACCGGCCUGCCCAGGCUGCUCGGCUAUUUCGAGGAUAUGGAACAUUCGCGGUUGGGUCUUGUCUACCAGUUUCCCCUCAACUUUAACCCGGUAUCUUUCGAGAACUUGACACAAAAUCCGUUGUACAAUCUCUGCUCUCUCUCCGAUCUGCUGGCGAAACCGGACUUUGAACCAAAGCUCGAGGCCAAGUUCCGCCUAGCAUACAACCUCGCCAAUACGGUAUUCGACAUGCAUGCGCGGGGCAUCACUCACGGAAACCUGAUUGACACCAACAUAUCAUUUUGCAAUACGACUGGGACAGAGCCCGGCCUGAGUUCCGGCGAGGUAGACAUCCGAAGACCUCUCAUAUCAGCGUUUGACCUUUUCCCCGACUCGCUCCUGCAUGACCCCUCGGUAGGAACGCUGGUCUCGCUUUACCGCCACCCACUCGACCCGAGGACUGCGGCGCAAUCCGGACAGACCCCUGUCGUCGUCAAUGCCGAUCCGAAAGUAUUUGACCUGUAUUCCCUGGCAAUGCUCCUACUCUCCAUUGGCCUGUGGACGAACCUUGAGAACUUAGUCACGCAUCCAACAUCAACUUCGAUCCCAGAGUCCGUCCUUGAGCAACUCGCCAUUCGCUGCGGCACGCUUUAUACCAAAGCAGUCCAGACGUGCUGGACAGCCAUUGACAAGGAGCUUGCAGGACGGGUGACGGGAGAUACCCUCCUAGCUCGCGUUCAGGUUAAAGCCAGCAGGUUUCUCGAGGCAUGCUGCAUUUUGGAUGGCGUCAGCGGUCUGGAGGAGCGACUUAGCGAUGACUUAGGUGACGACUCUAUCACUUCACGUCUAGCGACAUCCACACCCCAGCAGCAAGGCGGAAGCUCGUCAAAGGAUCUUGAGGCCAUGAGACAGUCAAUUGAAGACACUUUCCUCUCGGCCUCUGAACGAGCAACCCCAGUGGCUGAGACCAGGAGACCUAUCCAAACAACUCCGAUCAGCUCUACACCUGUAGCUUCGCCAAUCCUCAAAGAGAAGUCUCCGAUCACUUCUGCAAAAAUGCGACUCUACACGCACGUGUCUCUGCCCAAGGAGACCGUCGACCAAUGGAACACCAUGCUCAUGCCUCAGAUUAAUCAGGCACUUCGCCAGUUCUAUCGCAAGCAUGCUGAAUCUGUCGAGAUAUCCCUCGAGUCUAUCGGAAAGACCCCCAGGGACACGCAACCUACCGUUUUGAUCGUGUGCACAUCGGUUUCGAAGGUGAGAAACAUCCUGAGACGGAAGCUUGGCGACCUAUUCGACGGAACCACUGGUUUUGCCUUGAAAGUCUGCAGAGGACAAGUGUUGCGAUCGCGCAAUCGUGGCAUCCCGCGCAGCAUGGCCAAAGAGGACCAGUCAGACGCGAUCGCCGCGAACAGAGACUUUCAGGAGCGGCCUCGCAAUGGCGCCAGUAUUGGAGCGUGGAUUGGUGACCGGCAUCUACCGCCCGUUAGUCUUGGGGGUCUCAUCAUGGUCGAUGACAAGCCUUACGGGAUGACAGUGCAUCAUAUGCUCGAUGAUCCCGAGGCAGACGAGAGCACACUCACUGAGGACCGUCCCGUCCCCGUCCUUCGCAGCAGCGCCGCAUCGCAGGAGAUACAGCAGCUGAAUGAGUCUUUGGCCGAAUGGUACGCCAAUUUACCGUAUGAUCCAUCUUGCCCAACCAGCGCCAGCAGCAGCGACGACGAUUGUGCCUGCGAGUUUUCAGACACCGAUACAGACGACUACUCUGAAUCGGCAAUCACAAGCGAGCCCUCAGAGAGCGGCGACGAGUACGACGGGCAUGAUGAGUACGGGGAGCCUGGGGAUAUCCCCGGUAUCGAACCGGGAUGUGGAGACGGAUAUGUCGUCACCCAGCCAGCUCUGGACGAUGUUCAAGAGGGGUUCUACCCGAGCCCGGAGAACCAGAAUGAAGACCAUCUUGACACGUUCAGCCUCGGCGACGUCUAUGCGUCAAGCGGCAUCCGCCGACGCAGCGAUGACAGCGGCUUGAUCCACGAGAUUGACUGGGCCCUUUUCCAGUUCCACAACGAGCGCCUACCUCAUGAAAACUCGAUCCCACACGUCCCGAUCCUUGCCCAGGACUCCUCGCGCAAAGGUGCCAAGGGUCGGAAGGCGGAGGCUCAGCAGCGGACGGCCAUGUACCACCUCGCGGGCAACGAAGUCCACCCCAUCGACGUCGCCCCGACGUCGGCGCUGCCCGGUCUAGAGGUAGAGUGCAUCGCGCGCACCUCGGGGAUGCAGACGGGUCUCGUCCUUCCGACCAUCGUCUCAGUCAAGAUCUACGGCCGCGCGUCCCCGAGCCACACGUACCAGGUGACGGGGACCAAGCCGCUCUACAACCCGCACCACACGCAGGGCCGGCGGCCGAUGCCGAUGGGCAUCCCGGGCGAUAGCGGCGCCUGGCUCGUCGAGCGCGCCAACGGCCGCCUGUGCGGACACGUGCUGGCCUGGUCGGAGCGCAAAAAGGUGGCGUACAUCUGCCCCAUGGACGUGCUGCUGCUCGACAUUGCCGAGACGCUCGGCGCGGCGGAGGUCAGGCUUCCCGGCGGAGAGGCCAUUGUCAAGAUCCAGGACCAGUCGAGGGAGGGCCACGUAGUGUACGAGGACGAGAGACAUCACGGGCUGCCGUCGCCGCUCGACAGACAGCGGGUUGCCGAUGAGGGCUACCAUGAAGAUAUCGAGGUCGGGGAUGAGGACGAAGGGCAGAAAUUUGCGCAGGGAGGCCAGUCCCCGCCGCUGGAUGUACAGCGGUCUGCCCCCUGUCGGGGCACGUCGCCCAUCGCAGAUAUUGAUUUGGCGAGAGAGAUGGGCAAGAUGCGCCUUGGCGGCAGUGGCGUUCCGGUGACUUCGUAG
This is a messenger RNA of Thyridium curvatum, 3738 nucleotides long. RefSeq lists its product as uncharacterized. The transcript is spliced from 2 exons. The coding region runs from base 1 to 3738 and encodes 1245 amino acids. Lineage: Eukaryota; Fungi; Ascomycota; Sordariomycetes; Thyridiales; Thyridiaceae. The record is from RefSeq and is a predicted model, not a curated record.